This is a messenger RNA of Microstroma glucosiphilum, 1287 nucleotides long. Its product is annotated as DNA glycosylase. The record is from RefSeq and is a predicted model, not a curated record. NCBI's taxonomy places the organism in Eukaryota, Fungi, Basidiomycota, Exobasidiomycetes, Microstromatales, Microstromataceae. Bases 1 to 1287 code for a protein of 428 amino acids. Gene Ontology annotation, molecular function: catalytic activity. Gene Ontology annotation, biological process: base-excision repair. The transcript is spliced from 3 exons.
AUGGCAGCUGCGACCAAGUCUAAUGGAGCUCUCAAAGCGAACAACACCAAGACGAAUGCAGCCAGCACUGCUAGCAAUGGUCUCAGAAGAAGUCGAAGAUCGACUGGAGGGGCAGUCAAAGUGGAGCAGGAGGAGGAGCAGGACGAAGAGGGGACCGACGCUGCUCGAUCACCUGCGAAGAAAGUCAAGAUCGAGGAAAACUCUGAUGUGAAGACCCCCACGAAGAAGAAGACUACACCGACAAAAGCGAAGGGAGGAGCCAAGAAGAACGUCAAGAAGGAGGAGCAGGAACAGGACGCGAAGGACGUCAAACCUUCGCCAGGUAAGACGCUCGCGGAGCGCAAGCUUAGCCAGCAUCGUUCCUCUGCGAACAACACUCCCUUUCCCCGCUGGCCUCUACCCACACACGAAGAAGCAGAGAAGGUCGCUUGGAUUCUUGGGCGAGCCCAUGGCUACCGUCCUACUUCUGAAGGCGGGCGCGGCCUGCCGCGCUUCACUCCCCCCGCAGAGGAGAAGGAGCAGUUUGGCGGCUGUGGAGACGUCAAGGAUGUCAUUGAAGCCACUGUCAGGACCAUCUUGAGCUGCAACACCAGCGGAAGGAACAGUACGGCUGCACAUCAGAGUCUUGUGCAGAGGUUUGGUGUGAGGAAUUGGGAGGCGAUUCUGGAGGCGCCGCAGAAGGAAGUGGAGGAGGCGAUUCGAUGCGGUGGGCUGGCGGUGAACAAGAGCAAGAAUAUUCAGGCACUGUUGCGGGAUACAAAGGAGCGAUAUGGCAGCCUGUCACUCCAGCAUCUCCACGACCUGCCGACCCCAGAAGUCCAAGAGAUUCUCUUGUCGUUCUCUGGAGUAGGACCGAAGGUCCAGUCUUGUGUACAAGCCUUUUGCCUUGGCCGCGCCUCCUUCGCCGUCGACACACACGUUCAGCGCCUCUCUAUCGCGCUCGGCUGGGUUCCUGCCAAGUCAUCUCGAGAGCAGACGUACUAUCAUUUGAACCAGCGGGUGCAAGACGAGCUCAUGUACCCCCUUCAUGUCCUUCUGAUCAAGCACGGCAAAGUCUGCAGCAAUUGCAAGGCCAAAGGUGGUCGAUUGGGAAAAGACGCAAAGUGGGAGAGCGAUGAAAGUGAUGCUGAUGGCGCGAAGGAGGAAGAAGAUGAGAAGAAGGUCGAUGCGAAAGCGAGGGGGUGCCCGCUCAAGGAGGCUGGACUACUUGGUCGGAGAAACCUAAAGCUGCUGCCCGAGGAAGGAGAGACAGAGGAGGCAGCUGUGAAGAAGGAAGAGAAGGCCUAG